AUGUUACCAAAAAAGAAAAAACAGUACCGUCCUUAUAAAAUAAGUUUUGGUCUUUGUGGUAUCCCAGAAAAGCUGAUUGAUGGUUUAGUAGAACGAGAAGACAUAAAUAACUUGACAGUGAUAAGUAAUAAUGCUGGAGUUGAUAAUUUUGGSUUGGGAAAACUAUUAAAACAAAAUAAAAUAUCUAAAUUAAUUGGUUCAUAUGUGGGUGAGAAUUCUGAAUUUGUUCAGCAGUAUUUAAACGGAGAGCUUACAGUAGAGCUCACACCUCAAGGAACAUUAGCUGAGCGUAUACGAGCUGGAGGUGCAGGUAUACCAGCAUUUUAUACUCCAACUGCUGUAGGUACUCUUGUGGAAGAAGGAGGUAUCCCACUAAAGUAUGCAUUGCAUAAAGAAUCAGCAGAAGAUAAUGAGAACAAUGAAGUUAACCAAAAAAACCCAAGUAGAAGCGUGGAAAUCGCCAGCGAAGUUCGAGAAACUCAAGUCUUUGAUGAUAAGACAUAUGUUUUGGAAAAAGCAAUAACAGCCGAUUAUGCUAUCAUUAAAGCACAAAAGGCAGACCAUGAAGGAAAUCUUGUAUUCAAUAAAUCAACUCGAAACUUUAAUGCAGUCAUGUGUACAGCUGCAAAAACUACAAUUGUAGAAGUUGAAGARAUAGUUGAAAAUGGUCAUAUUGAUCCAGAUCAAGUACAUGUUCCUGGAAUAUAUGUUGAUCGAAUUGUUCUUGGCAAAGAUUACAUCAAAAAAAUUGAAAAAACUGUUUUGUCUAAAAAGUCUGAUGAAUCCAUUUCCAUGUUAGUUAGCUCACCAGCUGCUCAAUUGAGAGAAAAAAUUGUUAAACGUGCAGCUCUUGAAUUCAAAAACGGCAUGUACAUUAAUUUGGGCAUAGGCAUGCCAAUGUUAGCUAGUAAUUACAUUCCUGAAGGUAUUCGAGUAAUGUUACAUAGUGAAAACGGUAUUAUCGGUCUUGGUCCAUAUCCAUCAUCCAAAAAAUUUGUUGAUCCAGAUUUAAUAAAUGCUGGUAAAGAAACAGUAACUGUCAUACCUGGUAGCAGUUUUUUUGGUAGUGAAGAAAGUUUUGCAAUGAUAAGAGGAGGUCAUUUGGAUUUAACUAUAUUGGGUGCAAUGGAGGUGUCACAAUACGGGGAUUUGGCUAAUUGGAUGAUACCAGGAAAAUUGGUCAAAGGUAUGGGUGGUGCAAUGGACCUUGUAUCAGCUCCACAUACCAAAGUCAUAGUAGUUAUGGAACAUACAACAAAAGACGGGUCACCAAAAAUUAUAUCUAAUUGUAAUCUUCCGUUAACUGGUAUUCGAUGUGUAGACAAGAUUAUCACAGAGAAGUGCGUAUUUGAUGUGGAUCCAGAGAAUGGAUUGACUUUAGUUGAGAUUGCUGAAGGUGUUGAAAUUGUUGAUAUAGUUCAAAGUACUGGAUGUGAGUUUGUCAAAGCAGAUAACUUGAAAAUAAUGGGACAAGUAGAAUAGCUUUAAAUUAUAAUUACUAAAAAUGUAUAAUUUGUUAUGUUAAUAAAAUCAAUUUUGCAUUUAGUG
This is a messenger RNA of Diuraphis noxia (Russian wheat aphid), 1548 nucleotides long. It is a transcript of the gene SCOT, whose product is annotated as Succinyl-CoA:3-ketoacid CoA transferase. The record is from RefSeq and is a predicted model, not a curated record. Gene Ontology annotation, molecular function: succinyl-CoA:3-oxo-acid CoA-transferase activity. Lineage: Eukaryota; Metazoa; Arthropoda; Insecta; Hemiptera; Aphididae. Gene Ontology annotation, biological process: ketone body catabolic process. Gene Ontology annotation, cellular component: mitochondrion.